This is a messenger RNA of Cinara cedri, 529 nucleotides long. The record is from the annotation of a GenBank genome assembly. NCBI's taxonomy places the organism in Eukaryota, Metazoa, Arthropoda, Insecta, Hemiptera, Aphididae.
AUGGUCGUAUAAGUAUUGAUAACAACCCUUGCUCUGGCCGACCCUCUACGGUUACUCAAGACAACACUAACGCGGCUAUUCUCGCAACUCUACUCGAUAAUUAUCACUGAUCGAGUUCCAAUUGGCAGUAGUGUAACCGAGGAUUACUACAAAACAUUCCUUGCCAAAAAAUUGCGACCAGAAAUCCGUAAAAAGCGACCAGGAAUGUUACAAAAUGAUGUGUCCAUAUUGCACGACAAUGCGCGGCCGCAUAUCGGAGCACCAGUCGUCGCUCUUUUGGAGAAAUAUGGAUGGGAACGCCUCAAACACCCACCGUAUUCGCCGGAUUUAAGUCCCCCGGACUUUGAUUUAUUUCCAAAACUGAAGGAACCACUUAGAGGNUUUUCCCAACUUAGAUAUACUAAAUGAAGAAGUGAGCCGAAGGAUCCGUGAACUCAACAAAGAUGGCGUCCUAUGCGGCAUUCAAGCGCUGCCGAAACGAUGGCAAUCGUGUAUAGACAAGCAGGGAGAUUAUAUCGAAGGUCUAUAA